AUGGCAGACAAUCAGGCGAGCGCAAACAUCAUGAGCCUCGAGUUUGCGAGGCAAGAGCGGAUAACGGUGGAGGAAUCGGUCGCAGUACCCUUCAUACUCGGCAACGGGUCUGUAGAUUACUCGGUUGGCCGCGCGACAGCUGACUGUGCUCUUCCAUUUGCUCCCCAUUUCUCGGGGAUUCGCGGAUUCUAUGUCUUCAGCACAUCCUCUCAGCCACUCAUACUUGGACGCGCAUUCCUUCUUGAAACCGGCCUGACGAAAUGUCCACAGAACCUCAUCCGAUGCACUACGAUCAAGGGUGGUCUGUCGGCGCCGCCAACGUCUCCUUUAAGUCGUAUCGAACGCUCCAGAUGGCAAAUAAAGGCAGUUGUAAAGCACGCAAGUGUGACUCAUCAGACCUCUGUUGUGCCUGACAAAGGGUCGGAUUUCGAUAUCAUGUCUUUGGCAUACGCUCAAAGGAUUAAUGCCGGCAUGACGCCCUGCCAACGGGACCAAGACAUUGUUCUCUUGGCCAACGGCCGUGUUGCAAGAGUCAUGGGUUCUGCGAAGGUCUCCAUCCAUUUCAUCGGCAAAGCAAGUCGCUUGGGCCCUAUUCCAGUGCGUUUUGUCAUAAUCGAAAACCUUCCAUUUCAUAUUGCCCUGGGCAAUCCUUUCCUCGAGAAGUAUCGAGUAUUCGAUCGUGUAUCCGAGUUUCAGUGGACCCAUACUACUGACGACAAUGCGCUGCUAUGCUCAUGUCUUAGGUUCAGUGGCAAACAGCCCAAAGAACCCAUUUCCGAAAUACAGGAUUUUACAGAUCGUGCGGUCUCGAAUCGGGAAUAUGGGUACAGUUGUGAAAACAGCCAGCAAAAUCUAUUUGCAAAUAAUCAGGAAACCCCGGCAGAUGCUGAAAUCCAUCCGGGCAGAGCAAAUACAAAUAAUCAGGAAACCCCAGCAGAUGCUGAAAUCCAUCCGGGCAGAGCAAAUACAAAUAAUCAGGAAACCCCAGCAGAUGCUGAAAUCCAUCCGGGCAGAGCAAAUACAAAUAAUCAGGAAACCCCAGCAGAUGCUGAAAUCCAUCCGGGCAGAGCAAAUACAAAUAAUCAAGAAACCCCAGCAGAUACUGAAAUUCCUACGGGCAGAGAAAAUACAAAUGUUCAAGCAAACCCAGCAGUUACGGGAGGCCGUACAAAUACAGCAAACGCAAAUAACCAAGAAGGGGAAAGGGGGUCGCGCUGGCGGAGAUCCCUCAUGCUAUGGCGCAGGAGGGCCGGGUGA
Molecule: messenger RNA, 1257 nt
Organism: Metarhizium robertsii ARSEF 23
Lineage: Eukaryota; Fungi; Ascomycota; Sordariomycetes; Hypocreales; Clavicipitaceae
Exons: 2
Coding region: 1-1257 (418 amino acids)
Source: RefSeq, a predicted model, not a curated record